UGAAAUAAAUAUCAAACUAAACUCGAAGUUUCCAACAACAAAAAAAAUGAGUAGGAGCCUUGGGUUUCAACAGCAACUCUAUGCUGGUGGUGGCAUGCGGAUAGAGGCUCAAGCUCAGGAGGGCUAUUCCUACCAAGAAGAGUCUUGGAGCUCUGAUAACGGCUACCACAAGCAAUUUCCAGGCAUGCACAUGAGCCAGCUUGGUGGUUUUGGCAUGGACUCUGAACUCUCUAUGUCAAAGAACCAGCGUGGCAAGUUAGGUGGCAUGAACAUGACCAAGCUUGGUGGUUUUGGCAUGGACUCUGAACUCUCUAUGUCAAAGAACCAGCGUGGCAAGUUAGGUGGCAUGAACAUGACCAAGCUUGGUGGUUUUGGCAUGGACUCUGAACUCUCUAUGUCAAAGAACCAGCGUGGCAAGUUAGGUGGCAUGAACAUGACCAAGCUUGGUGGUUUUGGCAUGGACUCUGACCUCUCCAUGUCAAAACAGCAUGGCAAAUUAGCAGGCAUGCAGAUGAACAGGUUUGAUGGUUUUGAUAUGGACUCUGACCUCUCCAUGUCAAAACAGCGUGGCAAAUUAGCAGGCAUGCAGACGAACAGGUUUGGUGGUUUUGAUAUGGACUCUGACCUCGCCAUGUCAAAACAUGAAAAGUUAGGAAGCAUGACAGGAUCGAUGCUAGGGCAUGGGGGUUUUGGCAUGGACUCUGAGCUCUCCAGGUCAAAGCAUCAUGGAAAGUUAGGAAACAAGCACAUGAACAAAUAUGGUUCUGUUAUGGACUCUGAUAACUCCAUGUCAAAACAGCAUGGCAGGUUUGGAGGAAGGCACGGCAUGUCUGAAGAAGACAUGCACAAUGACCAUGGUUAUGUUAAUGUUCGUAGGGGUGGCAGAAAGUCCCCUUUUGGUGGUAAUAACGGCUCCUAUCAUGCUUUAAAUGGUGGUGGUGGUCGUAAGUUCGGUUCUGGUGGACACAAUGAGUAUUUCUCAGAGGAAAGUGAGUAUGAGGAGGCUUAUGCAGAGGAGCAUGUUAGUGCUGCCGCGAGUAAGGUGGAAGAAAUGAGAUAUCAGCAUCAAACCUGGGGUGGGGAUACUUGCUACAUGAGUCCCUAUGACAGAAACAUGAGGUGGUGAGCAAUAAAGGGGGUCUAAUAUACUAUAUACAAUCUACUUCCUUAGCGUUUGCUUCAUGCAUAAUCAAUAUAACAGAAAUAAAAUGUGUGUUUUGGUGUUCCUUAUGGGAAUAUGAUUCCUCCCAUUGUACUUGGACCUUUGUGCUGCUUGAUGUUACUUGUAAUGUCUACCUUAACUUAAUUAUGAAGUUGUAAUAUGUAUAGUUGUCUUUGAUUGUGAUGACUAAGAUCAUUUGCUUCGUUCAAUA
Cajanus cajan (pigeon pea) is the source of this 1373-nucleotide messenger RNA. RefSeq lists its product as uncharacterized. The record is from RefSeq and is a predicted model, not a curated record. Lineage: Eukaryota; Viridiplantae; Streptophyta; Magnoliopsida; Fabales; Fabaceae.